AUCUUUUUCUUCUCAGCGUGCAUUCAUAGCUCCCGUCCCAGCCCUUUCCUGCUACCGCAGUCUCUCGUUAUCUCUUCGUUCUAGGGUUAGGGUUUAACCCGUGCUUAAUUCGCCUUGCUCUCCUCCGCCAUGGAUCCCUCCAAGAAGCGAAGAAUCGAAGAUAACGGCGUCUCCGUCCUCCCUGAACUGUCGGAUCCUUUGCCUUCCCUUACUCCAGAGGAAGGUCGUAAGAUGAUCGACAAUCUGUCGAAGGAGCAGCUCCUCGACAUCCUCCAGAGCGCCGUGAUGCGCCACCCCGACGUCCUCGCAGCUGUAAGAGCGGUCGCCGACGCCGACACCGCCCAGAGGAAGCUCUUUAUCCGCGGCCUCGGGUGGGAGACCACCACUGAAGGCCUCCGCUCGCUCUUCUCCGCCUAUGGGGAGAUCGAGGAGGCUGUUGUGAUCAUCGACAAGGGCACUGGGAAGAGUAAGGGCUACGGCUUUGUCACCUUCAAGCAUGUCGAUGGAGCUAUUCUUGCUCUGCGAGAGCCCAGCAAGAAAAUUGAUGGCCGCGUCACGGUCACGCAGCUGGCCGCUGCUGGGAACUCGGCCUCGCAUGCAAACGCUGCUGAUGUGGCCAACAGGAAGAUCUACGUUGCUAAUGUGCCGGCAGACAUGCCCUCCGACAAGCUGUUGUCCCAUUUUUCCUUGUAUGGUGAGAUUGAGGAGGGGCCCCUAGGGUUUGAUAAGCUGACUGGGAAGUCGAGGGGUUUCGCGCUGUUUGUGUACAAGACUGCCGAGGGAGCCCAGGCGGCUCUGGUGGACCCUGUGAAGAUGAUCGAUGGCAAGCAGUUGAGCUGUAAGAUGGCAAUUGAUGGAAAGAAGAAAUCGGGUGGGAAUGCACCCGGUGGCCCCACAGGUGGAUCUGUCGAUGGGCACUCAGAUGGGAUGGCUGGUCCAAAUUCGAUGCCUGGGUCUAUGGGUCAGUAUGGUCCUGGUGGAAUGGGGCCUUACAGUGGGUUUCCAGGCGGACUUCAUGGUCAGCCACCAUUAGGUCAUAUGAAUUCGUCAUCGCUAGGUGGACCUGGGUUGGGAGGGCAGCCCCCCUCCUCUCUAGGUGGAGGUGGCUAUGGCCCAUACAGUGGCUACGGGCCUGGUUCCACAGGCUAUGGCAACUUGGGAGGUGGCGGUCUUGGUGGGUCUGGGGGCAUGGGCGGUGUUGGUGGUGGUGGCGGCGGCUCCAUGUAUCGGCCAUCCGGUGGGUAUCCAGAGGGUGGCCACUACAACUUGCCUUCUUCAGGUGGAUAUCCCGGUCAGCACCACCAGCCGACUGGGACAUCUCCAGCCCCGCGGGGAAUGUAUCCAAAUGUGCCUCCUUACUACUGAGGUGUAUGUUCGCUUGUUGGCGCAGAUCCUUUAAUCAUUCUGGUGAUUGCGUGAAUGCCGAGUGUGAUGAAUGCAUUAGUGCUGUGCUUUAACCAGCAACUUGUUGACUUCUGCGCCUUUAUGAUGUGGAUCGUUCUAAGUGCUGUUAGUUAGGUCAAGUUCAGUGUAGUUGCAAUGGUUACAUUAGCAGCGUAUGUCUCUUCCCUGGACCUUCCUUUUGAUAUCGAUAUCAUUUACGAAUAUACAGAGGUGAUGGUUCUUUACUACUUUUGGUUUUGUUGUUCUUUUGGUGUUGAUCUCAUUUGUGAUAGUUAAUUGGGUCUUUCUUGUGUAUAUCAGGCCUGUGAGUUAUUUUGAUGAUAUUCAUAUUGAAAAUGUCUUGUGAUGGACUGUUCUCAUUCAAGUAGCCCCAUCUUGAUGAGCAAAGGGCAGAAAUAGUCCCUGCAUCCUGAUGGCUGUUGUGGAGGCCAAUUUUAUUUCUAAUGUCGUAUUUGGGACCAAACUGGUCCAUCUGCUUUGAUUUCUGGUUGCUAUGGUUACUGAGAUGUGUUCUGUAAGGUUGAAGACAGAAUGAUCUUCUUAGACAAUUGUCUUUUCAUGCCAGUUACCAUUCUUUUCUAUAAUUGAGUUGACCACCUCCAUCCCUAAAAAUAAAAAAAAAGUUAAUAUAUUAUCAAAGGUCAAUAGAAAAUAUAUACAACAAUUCUAAUAAUCAAGCAUGACAAUGUUUUCCAUGACUCACAGCGAGCUUCUUGCGCAAAGAGAAGUGUUACAUUGUUGCUUUCCACUCUUGUCCGUAAAAUUCUUUACAACCACUUUUGAAUCCGUUUUCAACUUCAAUAUUGGAAAUUGGCUUUUCAUCGAUUGUUCUAAAUAGGCACCUGGCCUCUUCUUUCUCCAUGUGUAUGCUAGAGUACAAGUUUACUUGUGGUUCAUUUUCUGGCUGGGCCGAUUUUUGCACAUGCCUUGUGGCCUUGGGGUAUUGAAGUGAAGAUGACUUCGUAUACUUGGUGUGCACGAGUACAGUUGGCUUUGGUUGCUCUGAUUCCUUAUCGGUGGAGAGACUGAAUAGCUUGUUUUAUGGCUUUUGAACUGUGAUCGUUUAUGGCGUCCCUUGCUAAAGUUCCUUGCAUGCUGUGUCGAGAAUUUGUCCCAUGAGUUGGGGCUGGAUUAAGUCAGUGGGGGGUACAUGGAUUGAUAUAUUUCUGAUUUAAAGCCAGCAAUUUUGACUCAAAUGAGGAGUCCAUCUUGAAUGGGGGGAGGAGAUGGAAACUCUGUUUUUGGGUGCUUGAAUUAGGAUAUGCACUGACACUGAAACAUUGUUAAGAGUAGGGUCACUUUUCUGGGCGAAAUUGUUUUGAGAGCAACCAUGUUUGACUGUUGAUUACAUAUGUGCCUCUUCUACUUCUUCCUGCAUUUUGGCCCGUUUUCUGGAUGAGCAUGAGACGGGAAAAGGAUGAUGCAUGCCUUGGAGUUACUCAAAGCCCUUCCAACCGGGUAAAGCCUUCUAAGCAGAGGCUCUUAAUCUCCCUCGUGCAAGAGGUGUCCUUGAUCACACUGUGGAAGUCUGCAAGAAUUUUCAAGCAAAAAAGCUGUACAGACUCCUGCGAUAUGUCUGGGUCCUUUUUUUUUUGGGUGUGUGUGUGGGAGGUCUAUUUACACUUCGAUUGUUGAAGAGAGGGUUUUUGUUAUCUUGGGGGUUCCUUUUGUAACAGGGCUUUGUUCAAAUUUUGGGAAGAAAUGAAAUAGUAUUGCUGUACA
Punica granatum (pomegranate) is the source of this 3126-nucleotide messenger RNA. Lineage: Eukaryota; Viridiplantae; Streptophyta; Magnoliopsida; Myrtales; Lythraceae. The record is from RefSeq and is a predicted model, not a curated record.